AGAAUGAGACCCGGAACAGGAAGUGUCGAGUCAGACUCCGUGCGUUGCAGGUUCACACAUCCAUCCAUUCAUUUUAGAAAGAACAACUUUGUCAUUUAUUCAUACUGUGUUCGUUUACAGACCGGUGUGUUUUCACAAGAGAAUACGUUCGGCAUUUUUUUUUUGGUAACUCGCAGAUACACGUUAUUUGUGACGCAACUGCUAGCGAACAGUGGCGCUAGCUGCAGAAGAAGUUUUUUUACGCCGACAUCACCUACAAGUGCUCUCCGAAUGAAAGGAGCGGGAGACGGCAACAUGGUCAAGGAGAACCCGUGGAACGUACAACCCAAUGCUCCGGCCAGCAUGGAAAAACAUCUGUGUGCCGCUCAGUACAGAGCAGAUGGCAGUCUGCUGCUUGGUGCCUCCAGCCUCUCUGGCAGAAGCUGGCAGGGGUCACUGUGGAUCUACAGCGACCCCACUCAGGCCCCCGCUGAGGGUUCCUGUAAAGCUGGGGUUCAAACUGAGGCUGGGGUCACUGAUGUCAGCUGGGUGAAGGAAAACGGGUUUCUUGUUGCAUCGGAUUCAGGUGCUCUGGAACUCUGGGAGCUGUCGGACAAAGAAGGUCUGCUCUUGAACCGCUUCACAAAACACGAGCACAAUGACAUUGUCACCUCUGUGAGUCCCGUCACUGGAGGGAGCAACGCUGUCACAGGCAGCAUGGACUGCAGAAUCAACGUAUGGGAUCUGUGUCAGGAGACAGUUGUCACAACAUUCAAUGUUCACACACAGCCAGUCACAUGUGUUGCCUGCAGUCCCACAGAGGAGUCUCUGUUCGUCUCCUGUGGUCAAGAUGGUCGUGUGCUGAUGUGGGACAGAAGGAAACCAAACAAACCCGCAUCACGAAUAGCUCUUGACCUCGACCGCCUCAUCUCCUCACCUACCGCUGUAGCCUGGCACCCUCACCACAGGAGCACCAUUGCAAUUGGUGACGAGCUUGGUCGAGUAUCUGUGAAGGAUUUCCUGGGAUCAGAGCCAGUUCAAGUGAAGAACGUUCACAGCCGCAGAGUCAACAGACUGGCCUUCUCCACACACAGCGCCCCCUUCCUGGCCACAGUGAGUGACGACUGCUCUUUGGUUGUUUUGAACUCCGAACUCAAUGAAAUACUGAGAGAUCGGAGACAUCAGGACUUUGUCAAGGGUGUGUGCUGGCAGCAUGGGGGCUCAAACUCCCUCACAACUGUGGGCUGGGAUCAUCUAGUCCUCCACCACACAGUGGCUCCACCCUCUGGAGACUCUUCUUCUUAGACUCCAACACACCACUUGUUACUGUAGACUGUAUAUAAGAAAUGGACCAGGUCUUUUACAGCAGAAAGUGGAGCCCUGGUAAAAAAAGUGGCAAAAUGCUUUUGUUGGUUUUGGUAUUAACAAAUCAUAUAACCCCCAUUUCUUAUUUACAGUCUAUGCAUAUCAAAAAAUCACAGCUAAUGUGUCAGUGAGGAGCCGUCUGUUGUCGACUGAAAAGUCUCAGUUUACAGUUCUUCACUUCAGUGCACACCGUGUUCAGCUGAGUUAUUCUGUAAAUUCUUUCUCUCUCUCCGUACCUUCUGUCUUUUUGUCCUUUGUUCCACACUGUAGGAUACAGUCAUGUGAUAGCAGAUGGAAAGCAAUUCAAAAUAAACGUUUAAUGCUA
This is a messenger RNA of Cynoglossus semilaevis (tongue sole), 1669 nucleotides long. RefSeq names its product WD repeat domain 77 (gene wdr77). Lineage: Eukaryota; Metazoa; Chordata; Actinopteri; Pleuronectiformes; Cynoglossidae. The coding region runs from base 4 to 1284 and encodes 426 amino acids. Gene Ontology annotation, biological process: oocyte axis specification. The record is from RefSeq and is a predicted model, not a curated record. Gene Ontology annotation, molecular function: protein binding. Gene Ontology annotation, cellular component: methylosome. The transcript is spliced from 10 exons.